This is a messenger RNA of Australozyma saopauloensis, 1425 nucleotides long. RefSeq lists its product as uncharacterized. The transcript has a single exon. Gene Ontology annotation, biological process: transmembrane transport. Gene Ontology annotation, molecular function: transmembrane transporter activity. Gene Ontology annotation, cellular component: fungal-type vacuole membrane. NCBI's taxonomy places the organism in Eukaryota, Fungi, Ascomycota, Pichiomycetes, Serinales, Metschnikowiaceae. The coding region runs from base 1 to 1425 and encodes 474 amino acids. The record is from RefSeq and is a predicted model, not a curated record.
AUGGUCCUUUCUCGAAAACUAGGGGUGCUUGUUUCAUCCACAUUGAUGGGUCUUAUCUGUGGUACCCUCUAUGUCUAUUCGUCGUAUAGUCCACAGUUGGCGCAGCGUUUGGGCUAUUCGGCGACGAACGCGUCGGUGGUGGCGCUUGCUGGAAAUCUUGCCGUAGCUUUGACGGGCCCGUUUGCGGGCGUGGUGGUCGAUAAGAGGGGGUAUAGUAUCCCGCUAUUCAUGGGUGCAGCAGGACUCUUGGUGGGCUAUUUGGGUCUCCGUGCCCAAUACAUCGCACUGCACGGAGUCGUGUUUGUGCUGGCAGCCUGCUUGUUUUUGGCUGGCUGCGGCCUGACAUGUUUGUUUCUGGUCUGUCUCAAAUGCUGCGCGGUGACGUUCCCGCAACAGCGCGGGAUGGCCACGGCGCUUCCUUCAGCCAUGUAUGGUCUCCUGGCCAUGUUCUACUCGGUGGUGGCUUCGUCGUACUACGCGGGAGACACACAGGGAUUUUUGCUUUUUCUUCCGGUGUCGGUAGCGGUCAUCUUCACCGUUUGCGCACCGUUGAUCAUCAUGAGCGAGCCCAGAAGACUUGCUGCUACUCCCCGCGUAGUGCUGGUGUUGCAGCCAAUAGAGUUGAAACCAAUGGGAAGCCCUGUCGUACCUCCAGGGCGUAAUAGUGCCUACGAUACCGUAGGACACACUCAUGAGCCACAGCUUCUAUUGUCCCCUCGGUUUUGGCUUCUUUUCGUUAUUACAGGGGCCAUGGCAUCCAUUGGCCAAAUGUACAUUUACUCAGUAGGCUACAUGGUCAAGGCGCUCAUCGCAUCCCAAUACGAUGUCGCCGGCGAUCUCGAACGCUUUCCGGAAAUCGAGCCAUUUCUUCAGAAUGAGCAGCUGUUCCAGGUAGCCAUUCUAUCGUUUGCGAACUGUAGCGGAAGACUCAUCGCCGGGUUCCUUGGCGACUUUGUGCGCCAGAAGCUCCGCAAACCACGGAGCUGGCUUCUCUUUAUUCCUGGAGUUGGAUUUACCAUUGCCCAAUUCAUGGCCCACUCUAUUUCCGACUAUCACAAAUUGAAGUACGUCUCCGUUCUCUCCGGUUCCAUGUACGGGUUCACCUUUUGUAUUCUACCGAUCAUAGUUGGUGAUGUAUUUGGCAUUGAAGAUUUUUCUAGGAACUGGGGACUUUUAGGGUUGGCGCCGUUGAUACCCAGUAAUCUUUUCACCACCUUGUUUGGUGUCAUAUACGAUUUCAAUUCAUUCACGACGGAGUUCGGGCUGCAUCUAUGUUUGUUGGGUAAGCACUGCUACGAGCUGGUGUUCAGAAUGAGCCUGGCAGUGGCCAUAGUGGCUCUUGUUGUGGUCUUUAUAUUCAACUUCGCGGACUCGUAUCUUUCCAGCAGAACCAUUUUCGGCCAAAGACUGCUGGUGCAUGCGUGA